Lethenteron reissneri (Far Eastern brook lamprey) is the source of this 3183-nucleotide messenger RNA. RefSeq names its product FtsJ RNA 2'-O-methyltransferase 3 (gene FTSJ3). Gene Ontology annotation, cellular component: nucleolus; nucleus; preribosome, large subunit precursor. Gene Ontology annotation, molecular function: rRNA (uridine-2'-O-ribose)-methyltransferase activity; rRNA (guanine) methyltransferase activity. Gene Ontology annotation, biological process: maturation of LSU-rRNA from tricistronic rRNA transcript (SSU-rRNA, 5.8S rRNA, LSU-rRNA); maturation of 5.8S rRNA from tricistronic rRNA transcript (SSU-rRNA, 5.8S rRNA, LSU-rRNA); rRNA methylation. NCBI's taxonomy places the organism in Eukaryota, Metazoa, Chordata, Hyperoartia, Petromyzontiformes, Petromyzontidae. The record is from RefSeq and is a predicted model, not a curated record.
CAUCACCGGCCGCCACGCUGCUGCACGUGGUCGACAGCCUCGCCGCCUCGAGGUAGCGAGAGACGCGUGGAGGUGCUCACCACUCACAGCGAUGGGGAAGAAGUCGAAGAUCGGGAAGGCGCGGCGCGACAAGUUCUACCUGCUCGCCAAGGAGACGGGCUACCGCGCUCGCUCCGCCUUCAAGCUCAUCCAGCUCAACCGCAAGUUCGGCUUCCUGCAGCGCGCGCGCGUCCUCGUGGACCUGUGCGCCGCUCCUGGAGGAUGGCUGCAGGUGGCAUCGAAGUUCAUGCCCAUCUCAAGUCUCGUCAUCGGCGUGGACCUCGUGCCCAUCAAGUCCAUCCCGAACGUGGUCACCCUACAGGAGGACAUCACCACGGAUAAGUGCCGCCAGGCUCUCAAGAAGGAGCUGCAGACGUGGAAGGUGGACUGCAUGCUCAACGACGGAGCGCCCAACGUGGGCGCCAACUGGUCGCACGACGCGUACGCCCAGGCGCGGCUCACGCUGCAGGCGCUGAAGCUGGCGUGCGACUUCCUCAACAAGGGCGGCUGGUUCAUCACCAAGGUGUUCCGCUCGCGCGACUACCAGCCACUCAUGUGGCUCUUCCAGCAGUUCUUCCAGAAGGUCCAGGCCACCAAGCCGCAGGCGUCGCGUAGCGAGUCUGCCGAGAUCUUCGUCGUGUGCCAAGGUUACAAAGCUCCAGACAAAAUCGACAGCAAGUUUUUCGAUGCAAAGUACGCCUUCAAGGAGGUCGAGAUCGAAGCUAAGACCAUAAGGGACAUUGCCGACGACAAGAAAAAACCCAAAGCGGAGGGAUACACGGAGGGGGACUACACGCUCUUCCAUCCUCUCCCCGCCACCGAGUUCCUCAAGUGCAGCAACCCCAUCGACUUCCUGAACAAGUGCAGCCAGAUCGUGCUGGAUGACCCACGCAUGGUUUCUCACCCAAGCACCACGAACGAGAUCGCGGAGUGCUGCCGAGACAUCAAAGUGCUCGGGCGCAAGGAGCUCAGGUCGCUCAUCAACUGGCGGACGAAACUGAAAAAGAGUUUGUUGCGGGCGACCGAGGAGAAAGCGGCACCCGCGGUGAAAGCGGCCCCCGCGGAGGAAGCGGCGACGCUGGUCACGGCCACAGACGGAGAUAUCAGCCUCGACUCGUCCGAUGGGGAGAGCGACGGCAGGCAGGCGGGGGCGGUCGAUGGCAGCGACGACGACGACGACAACGAGGAGGAGAUGGAGAAGCAGCUGGCCGACAUGAAAUCCGACGAGGUGGCGGACCUCAAAAGAAAGAAGAAGAAGCUGCUGAAGGAGCGGCGGAAGCUGCGCGAGAGGAUGGAGUUGAAGAUGGACGUGCCCGGGGACUCCCUGGCCGAGAGCUCCGACUUCAGCCUCUUCAACCUGAAGAGCAUCAACAAAACCAAUAUGGCGGAGAUGGAGCAGGGGGACAUGUCUUUGGCGGAGCUCGUCGAGGUGAUCGGCCCGACGGACGACGACGUCAACAUGGGCGACUUCAACGAGGAGGCGGACGGCGACUCCGCCGACGACGAGGAGGUCGCGCUGCCGCUGCACAAGAUCCGGGGCGGCAAAAGGAGGGAAGUGACGCCGGAGCCGUCGGAGGAGCAGCCCAACGCCCUGGUGGUGGAGUACGAGGACAGCGAGAGCAGGGCCCAGCGCGAGACCAACCUGUGGUUCGGCAAGGACAUCUUUGCUGGCCUGGAGACGGAAGUGGACGAGCAGAUGGAGCUGAAACAUGCGCAGAGGAUGUUCAAGAAGAUGGCCCGUGCAGCCGCGAACGAGCACGAGCAGUCAACCAAGGAACAGGGGAGUGGGCAGGAUGACGUGGGGGGCGACGCCAAACCCUCGCAGCACAAGGAGGAGUCCGGCUCGGACAGCGAUAAUAGCGAUGAUGACGACGACGACGACGUUGCUCAGAUCGCGCGCCUCAAGGAGCUCUCCGCCUCCAUCAAGACCGGACGGCGAGGCCGCUACGCGACCGCUCCGGACCUUGACCUCGACGACGACGAUCACUUUGAGACGGUCCCGAUCGAGGAGCCAGCGAAAAUCGAGCGGGUGCUGGACCCCGAGGGCCUGGCGAUCGGCAGCCUCAUCGCCACCUCCCGCAAGAGGACCCGCGACUUGGUGGACGGCUCCUUCGACAGGUUCGCGUUUAACGACGAGGGGGAACUGCCAGACUGGUUCACCGACGACGAGCGCAAGCACCGACGGAAGAUGCUCCCCGUGGACAAGGCAACGGUGGCCGAGUACCGCAAGCGCUGGCAGGAGAUCAACGCGCGGCCCAUCAGGAAGAUCGCCGAGGCCAAGGCUCGCAAGAAGAAGAGGAUGUUGAAGCAGGUGGAGAAGGCGCAGAAGAAGGCGGAGGCGGUGGUGGACACGGUGGACAUUUCCGAGAGGGAGAAGAUGGCGCAGCUUCGCAGCAUCUACAAGAAGGCCGGCGUGAAGAAGAAGGACAAGGACGUGACGUACGUCGUGGCCAAGCGAUCCUCCGGCCGCAAGGUCGGCCGCCCCGCCGGUGUCAAGGGCCACUACAAGGUGGUGGACGCGCGCCUCAAGAAGGACACGCGCGCCAAGCUCCGCAAGGAGGGCGGCAAGAAAAAAGGGGGUCGAAAAGGUGGCCGCUAGCCCCGGCGGGACGUCGCUGCCGCAGCAGUGCACAUACAAACAACCGCUAGCUCGCCGAUCGGUCAUCGCUCUACACGUGGCCUCUAGUCCUCCAGCGCUGUGGAGGCAACGAGGGUUGGUGAAAGGGCUGUGGAACUCUUCCCGUAGGCAUGGAGGAGAGGUGCCACACACACCCUGGCUUGUGCGGGAGAAGUCCGUACCAGCAACAAUGUGGAGGGCCACCUGUUCUGUCUGUAUGAGAUGGAGUGUAUGUCCCCCCCCCCCACCCCACUUGUACACGUAGUAUUUCUCCGGGUGCUCCGUUUUCCUCUCACAUGUAAACACUCAUUAUUGCCCAAUAAUAACUUCAUACACAGAGGAGGGCAGAGCUUGGGGAGGAGUCGUCGCCGGCCCGCGGUGUGGCGGCCUCCACCCGCUUGUCUGUGGUUCCUCGCGCUCCUGUGUCGUCCGCUCUCUCUCGCUCUCGACAAGAGAGCGGACACUGCGGCGUCGCGUUACACAACUUGACUUUAUUAUUAAAUUAACAAAUACAACCGUACGUCAUG